Messenger RNA from Osmia lignaria (orchard mason bee), 535 nucleotides. It is a transcript of the gene UQCR-11, whose product is annotated as Ubiquinol-cytochrome c reductase 11 kDa subunit. The record is from RefSeq and is a predicted model, not a curated record. Gene Ontology annotation, biological process: mitochondrial electron transport, ubiquinol to cytochrome c. NCBI's taxonomy places the organism in Eukaryota, Metazoa, Arthropoda, Insecta, Hymenoptera, Megachilidae. Gene Ontology annotation, cellular component: respiratory chain complex III.
GCUACAAUUACAACCUAACCUAUGGUUCAUCUAUGAAAUGGUCAACUAAAGUCAGUAUUUUGUGCCUAUUAAAUUUUGCAUUUCCAUCUUAGUAAUUUGUUGUACAUUUUAAGUCAAUUUAAAAUAACUACCUUAAAGUAAAAGAAAAGUUGUUUUUAAAAAUGUCUUUUCUACAAAGUUUCUUUAAACGUAAUAUCCCAACCGUAAAGGCUGAAGAGGAAGACGGAGAAUUAGUUGAUCCUCAAAAACAGCUUCGGGAAAAAUGUGCAAAAAGAGCUAAAUGUGCUACUAUGCAAGAGAAACUAACUACAUGUAAUGAUCGUGUUAAUUCAACUCCUGAGACAGAAGAAACUUGUCUUGAGGAAUUAAUCGAUUAUGUAGAAUGUGUAGAUCAUUGUGUAGCAGAGAAACUGUUCAGUUUACUUAAGUAAGACCGUGAAUCAAUUGAAAUGUGUAAUCAUUGUUAAAGAAUCUUGUAAAUCGAUACAUUGUAGACAUAUAACAUUAGGAAUAAAUGGUUAUUUAUAAGUAAGUA